Molecule: messenger RNA, 8379 nt
Organism: Pelodiscus sinensis (Chinese soft-shelled turtle)
Lineage: Eukaryota; Metazoa; Chordata; Testudines; Trionychidae
Source: RefSeq, a predicted model, not a curated record
CCGAGCUGAGGUCCCUGCCCCCCACUGAGAAGCAGCAUAGACACGGAACGACUUCACGUCCAAGGAGAGUGCAGUUUAGGGCACAUCCUUCUGAGAGAGCACUCCCCAGAUGGGAUUAAACCCCAAAGAAUUAGGGAAAAGGACCUGGAUGCUAAAUUUAUUAUUUCAAUGGAACAAAAUAAAACAACAAUCACAAAUAUAAAGAUACCAGAAGGAGGAACUGGAGAUAUAGGAAGAGAACGGACAAAAACGUUUACUUAUGACUUCUCCUAUUUUUCAGCAGAUAGUAAAAGUCCUUCAUAUGUGUCUCAAGAAGUGGUUUUUAAAAAUCUUGGAACAGAUGUCCUUACAUCUGCUUUUGAAGGUUAUAAUGCUUGUAUUUUUGCAUAUGGACAAACUGGAUCUGGGAAGUCGUACACUAUGAUGGGAAAUACUGGUGAUGCCGGUUUAAUACCUAGAAUUUGCGAAGGUUUAUUCAGUAGAAUAAAUGAAAAAACAAGAUGGAAUGAAGCAUCCUUUCGAACGGAAGUCAGUUAUCUGGAAAUCUAUAACGAACGUGUAAGAGAUCUGCUUAGACGGAAGUCAUCAAAAACAUAUAAUUUAAGAAUAAGAGAGCAUCCAAAAGAAGGGCCUUAUGUUGAGGAUUUGUCCAAACAUUUAGUACAGAAUUACAGCGAUGUAGAAGAACUCAUGGAAGGAGGAAACAUAAAUCGAACUACUGCUGCAACUGGAAUGAAUGAUGUUAGCAGCAGGUCUCAUGCAAUUUUCACGAUCAACUUCACUCAGGCAAAAUUUGAUGCUGAAAUGCCUUGUGAGACUGUUAGCAAGAUCCAUUUGGUAGAUCUUGCUGGAAGUGAGAGAGCAGAUGCCACUGGUGCUACAGGGGUUAGAUUAAAAGAAGGAGGGAAUAUUAACAAAUCUCUAGUUACUCUGGGAAAUGUCAUUUCUGCCUUAGCUGAUUUGUCUCAGGAUGCAGCAAAUCCUCUUGCAAAGAAGAAGCAAGUAUUUGUGCCUUACAGAGACUCUGUGUUGACUUGGUUGUUGAAAGAUAGCCUAGGAGGAAACUCUAAAACUAUAAUGAUUGCCACUAUUUCACCUGCUGAUGUCAAUUAUGGAGAAACCUUAAGUACUCUUCGCUAUGCAAAUAGAGCCAAAAACAUCAUCAAUAAGCCUACUAUUAAUGAGGAUCCUAAUGUCAAACUAAUCCGUGAGCUGCGAGCUGAAAUAGUCCGAUUAAAAACCUUGCUCGCUCAAGGAAAUCAGAUUGCCCUCUUGGAUUCGCCAACAGCUUUAAGUAUGGAGGAAAAGCUUCAACAGAAUGAAGCAAGAGUGCAAGAGCUGACCAAAGAGUGGACAAACAAGUGGAAUGAAACCCAAAAUAUUCUAAAAGAACAAACCUUAGCCCUAAGGAAAGAAGGAAUUGGUGUCGUUUUGGAUUCAGAACUGCCUCACCUCAUUGGCAUUGAUGAUGAUCUUCUCAGCACUGGGAUCAUCUUGUAUCACUUGAAGGAGGGCCAAACAUAUGUUGGCAGAGAAGAUGCUGUGACAGAACAGGAUAUUGUUCUUCAUGGUCUUGAUUUGGAAAGUGAGCACUGCGUGUUUGAAAAUCUCAGCGGUACAGUGAAUUUAAUACCACUGAAUGGAGCACAGUGUUCUGUGAAUGGAAUUCAGAUUACAGAGGCCACACAACUAAACCAAGGUGCUGUUAUACUACUUGGGCGAACCAAUAUGUUUCGCUUUAAUCAUCCCAAGGAAGCUGCCAAACUGAGAGAGAAAAGAAAGAGUGGAUUGCUGUCUUCCUUUAGUUUAUCUAUGACUGAUCUUUCAAAAUCUUGUGAGAAUCUCUCAACUAUCAUGCUUUAUAAUCCAGGUCUAUUCCCUGUAAAAGGACCAAUCUGUCUAAGACUUGAAUUUGAGAGACAACAACGAGAGGAACUGGACAAAUUAGAAAGUAAAAGGAAACUGAUAGAAGAAAUGGAAGAAAAACAAAAAUCUGACAAGGCAGAACUAGAAAGAAUGCAGCAAGAGGUGGAGUCACAGCGCAAAGAAACAGAAAUAGUACAACUGGAAAUCCGAAAACAGGAAGAGAGUCUGAAGCGGCGAAGUGUUCACAUUGAAAGCAGGUUAAAAGACUUGCUGGCCGAAAAAGAGAAAUUUGAAGAAGAAAGACUACGAGAACAGCAGGAGAUAGAACUUCAGAGAGAGAAGCAACAGGAAGAAAUUUUUGCUCGAGUUAAGGAAGAACUCCAGCGCUUGCAAGAACUUAAUCAUAAUGAAAAAGUUGAGAAAAUGCAGAUUUUCAAAGAACUAGAAAAGCUUAAAAAGGAAAAAGAUGAGCAGUAUAUCAAGCUGGAAUUAGAGAAGAGGAGGCUUGAAGAACAAGAAAGGGAGCAGGUAAUGCAAGUGGCUCACUUAGAAGGACAGCUUAGGGAGAAACAGGUCAUGAUACAACUACUCAAAAGAGGGGAUGUGCAAAGGGUGGAAGAAGAGAAAAGGGAACUUGAAGAUAUUAGAGAAUCUCUCUUGAGGGUCAAGGAAGCCAGAUCUGAAGGUGAUGAAGACAGUGAAGAAUUAGAAAAAGCGCAGCAUAAUUUCAUGGACUUUAAAAGAAGGCAAUUAGAACAGUUAACUAUUUUGGAGAAAGACUUAUUUCAACAGAGAGAUCAUCUAGAAAAGGAAGUAGCAGAUGAAUGUGAAACUCUGGAUCAUUUAAAAUAUGCACACAAAGAAUGCUUACAUCUCAAGAAAGACGAUGAAAAUGUGGAUGCUGCGAUGAUGGUUGAAGAAUUUGACAAGAUAAAGCCAGCAGAAUACAGUUUACAAUAUAAAGAGCGCCAGCUUCAAUACCUGAUGUACAAUCACUUACCAGCUUUGUUGGAAGAAAAACAGAGAGCCUUUGAAGUUCUUGAUAGAGGUCUGCUAGGUUUAGACAAUACUCUUUAUCAGGUUGAGAAAGAAAUGGAAGAAAAAGAAGAACAGCUUGCACAAUAUAGAGCCAGCACUAACCAACUACAGCAGCUUCAAGAAACAUUUGAAUUUACAGCCAACAUAGCUCGUCAGGAGGAAAAAGUUCGGAAAAAAGAAAAAGAAAUUCUUGAAUCAAGGGAAAAACAGCAGAGAGAGGCGCUAGAGCAAGCAGUGGCUAAGUUGGAAAGGAGACACUCAGCUUUGCAGCGUCGUUCCACAAUAGAUGUUGAAAUUGAAGAGCAAAAACAAAAACUUGCAAUUCUGAACAGCAGCUGCAGUGAACAGGCAGGUCUUCAGGCAACUCUAGAAGCUGAACAAAAAGCCCUGGAACAGGAUCGAGAAAGGCUGGACCAGGAAAUUCAACAGCUGAAGCAGAAGAUAUAUGAAGGUGAUAAUGUACAAAAAGGGUAUCAUGGAACAGUAGAGGAGAGACUCUCCAUUUCCAGUUCCCCUACCAGCCCUACAAAGUCACAAUCCCAUUUUGUUCCACUGGUUGAUGACAGAAUAAAUGCAUUAAUUGAAGAAGAAGUGCAAAGGCGUCUUCAGAAUAUUCACCACACACCUGAAAAUAACAGUAUGGACCUCUCUCAGUCUACAGAAAUUCUAAAGGAUAAUGAAGCACUUCAUAAUGGUAUUGUUCAACGCAAGUUGAAGUAUGAGAAAAGACGACCUUGGCAGCCACAUUACAGUCUCCCUUUUGACUUUAAAGAUGACAAUAUUGGCUCAAACUUGGCUGGAGAAAAUACAAUAGCAGACUUCAAAAGACACAACAGAUGUCCAGAGAUGUGGAGCUUACUUUCUAAUCCUGAUCAAAUCUGUUACCCCUCUCCAUUAGCAAAGGGAGUUAGAAAUGAAAGGAACCGGUCAGAACUGGAUUGCUUUGAUUGCCUAUAUGAUACUGAAUAUGACCUGAAUCACCCUAUGAAUACUAACACUUUUACUGGGGAGAAAAUUCAUUAUAAAAAUAUUACAUUCACUUCUUCACAAAAUUAUGGUCUGGGCAACCUGAAGCAUUCACAGUAUAAAAUGGUGAAUCUCAAUAAUUCUGUAUAUGAAAAAAUUACUUCUUUGGACUGGGACACUGCAUCAACUAAAUUUGAUUGUUCCCAUUCUCAACACCUCUCUGGCUCAGAAUCUUUAGCCUGUGGGAAUGAGCAGGUUAGUUUUAACAGUACAUCUUACAUAAUUCUCUCUCAGUCCAGCAUACUUUCUGAAAUAGCAUCCAAACAGAAAAAUCCAUUUCACACACUGUUUCAUACUAUUCCAAACCAACCUCACAUUUCUCAGCAGACAGUUGAAAACCUGGAUAUUAGUAAAAUAAUCUCCCCAAAGUCAGAAGUUUCAUGUUCAGAUGUGAAACCAGCACAGAUCUAUGGCAUGAGCUAUCUUUUCAACAAGCUAUCUUGUCUUUACAAAAACACCAGUAGUCAAAUGCUCAGUAGUACCCAAGUUAUUAAACAAAUAAAAGAGCUGGGCCGUCUGUAUGACAGACAUGAGGUGUGUGCACAAAUGGCAUCAUUGCUGAAAAAUUUGCUGUUUAAAAAUAUAUUACGUGUGAAGGUACCUUUUGAAUCAGAUAUGAAGAAGGCUUCGCCUCCCUCCAUUGAGGCCAAAGUUCACAUUGAUAGCAGCAUUCAGUCAGAAAACCUUCUGCGAACAGAGAAUAUGGUGAAGUGUGUAUCCUCAAAAAUCUUGAGUGCACAUCCACAAGAUUAUUCUGAAAGAUCUGUUUACUGCUAUGGAAAUGAAGAAAUGAAACAGAAUUUGGUGUUAAGGCAAAAACUUGUGCAUUUUCCAGAUGAGUUACUGAAACUUCAAGUCUGUUCUCUUGAAAAGCUAUUGGAGUAUGUGAUCUUCUCUUUACCACAAGUUUGUGCCAGGAUGGAUCAAUUAAAAGGUGUAUACUGGCUUGCUGUUGGCAAUUGCAAGAAACCUGAUCCAGAGCCAGCUUGUUUGCUUUUGUUUAACUCUGUUUUGUAUGCUGUUGUUUUAUCAGUCAACCGACAAGACAACUGUGAGGAUUCUUUGGCAAUUUUUCAUGUUCUUCCAUUCACCAUGAUAAGACAGAUUGAAGUUGGUUUUGCUGGACAGACUGUCAGACUUGUUUGCUCUUCUGAAGAUAGUUUGCUCACAAUAUUUACCUAUAAUAAAGACUUCACUCAGAGAAUAUGCCACAAUAUAUUAAGUAGUUUGAUUACUACAUCAAAUGAUGCCGUUUAUUUAAACCACCAGCUGCUAAAAGGGGAUUUGUUGCAGUUGUCACUUCAUUGGACAUCAGAAGUUACUGACUUAGUUUUUGCAAGUGGACUACGGUUGUCCUGCAAUUUCCAGAGUGCCUUAGCUGAUUUGGUGUACUUAGUCCAUGAAAAUAUGGAAAGUAAUAAACCUUCUUUAGGAGAUGUUCGUGUAUUGCUUUAUACCACAGUGAAGAUAGAAGACCAUGUUAAACAAAUGACCUAUAGAUCACUAGUUCUAACAACAACUCAUAUAGGACUCAUGAAGGAAGAUAAGGUUUUUCAUCCUAUUCCUAAUUUUUUGCACACUUUACCUCAGCGGCCCCAGUUUGACAAAAUUCAGUUGUACUGUUUGAAUGAGCUCUGGUGUGUGGUUGUCCCAGAUAAAGAGAAUUUAACAAAAAUUGAGCUUGUUUUUUCUAAAAUGAGUAAGGUUGGCUCUCAUUUAGAGAUUGGUUUUUCUAAACCUCAUUCACAAGGAACAAAUACUCAACUGACACUUAUUCCAUCAUUUUUUCAAGACAAUUUAAAUGUUCCAUUGGAAAUCUGGAAAUUAACUUUCAGUUCAAAUGAAGACGCCAUUUGGUUAAUUAUGUAUUUGACGAGGCAUAGAAAUCCAGAUAGAUUUUAGAUACAACAAAAGUAGACAGAUGACUGAAUAUUGAUAUAAAGUACUUUUAAUCAUUGCUGUUAGUAAGCAAAAUAGCAAAAUUAGGACUUGAGUUUUGUAGAGUAUAUUGUGGAGGUACAUACCUAUUUUGCCAACAUUUCAUAUUAGUUUCUUUUUUGCCUUGUAUGGGUAGUAUAAUGAGCAUACAGCUUCUUGGAAAGGCUUAUACAUUUAAAGUGCACCUGUGUGAUUUGGUGAAUGGAUCAGAAUUGAUACACAAGUAACCACUCUCUGCUCUUACUAGUACUAUAUUCAUCCUUCUCUUCUCUGGUACUGACUCUUAACUCCUGCCAUCUCUUAUUCCAACUUCACCAGAAAGCUCCUGUUAGUGUCUUCCUUACUCUUGCCACCUGAAUCACAUCCUCCUUCAGAGGACUCUCUUAACUGCUUAAAUGAAUAUCUCUUGCCUCCUGAUUUCAGAGGCCUCAUCCACUUGGUGGUGGUGUUGAUAGGAUCUCAGUAUUCAUGUUUGUGGUAUCUAUUAGCUUUACUCUGUUGUUAUACAUGGUCCAGAGUGUACUUAACCCCAUAAGAUGUGCAUUAUCUCCUGGGAACCCUACAGAUGUAUGUGUACAGUUUCUAAAAAUCAUUAUGUUGGUAGUCCGGAGAUUGUGAGACAGCAUCUAAAGGUUUAAUUUUUAGCUCAUUUCUCAAAGGGAAAGAAUUGAAAUGUCAAAAUUGAAUAUGAAUGUUCUGCUCAUUAAUCUUAAUAAUGGUUGUUUUUUUAAUUCAUACAACCCCAUCUGAAAAUAUUGCAGGGCCUCUCCUAAUGUUUUCUAAUUUUAAGGAGCAAAAACUCUGUGAAUUCUUCUUUGAGUAGAUGCAGACAUAUAUUCCGUGUGUGUGUGUGUGUGUGUGUGUGUGUGUGUGUGUGUGUGUGUGUGUGUGUGUGUACAUGUACACACCACAUGUGUUGGAAGCAGAGACUUUUACUAGCAGAACCCAUAGGGGGUAGCACAGAUGCCUGUAGCCCUUCCAAUGGGCAUUGGGGCAGCGCUGCUGCACAGAGCUAUCAGCUGGAGUCAGAAUUAUGUGUGGUGGUUGCUUCAUAACCUUGCAGUUCAUACCCUUAGCCUCCUUUUAUUGUACUUUAUUAAUAGUGUAGUUAAUUAGUGUCAGAGGAAAAGUUAUAGACAAUAGAGUAGUGAUAGGGCUUCCUUGUGAUGUCCUCACUGCCCUUUUUUGUGGAGUGGCAAUUCCUCACUUGGGCCCAGUAGCUCAAAGUAUUUUUGCCUCCAGUUCUGGGGCAGUGGUCAUUCCGAAGAGGCACAAGAGUUGUUCUCCAAUGCUGACGCCAUAAAAUGGGUCUCAUAAGACCAUUUGUGAGCAAUCCAGGUUCCAGGGUGAUUCUUCUGCCUCCUCUAACAAGAGAGCAGGCUGGCAUAGGACCAGCUCUGGCAUGCAAAAUGAUUCAGGUGCCUCUGAUCCUCUCUUGGUAUAGGACAUUCCAUUUUGUUGACUUCAGUCUGGCCUCCAGGCAACUAUUGAAUUUAGUGCCAACAAGAAUUAAGCUGGCACUGACAGUGUCUGUGACAUCCUUAUACCUGGCUGCAGUGAACCUACUUUGUCUUUUGGUAGUGUCUUCGCUACUAGUCCAAGCCUUCGUGGAGCAUGUCACUGAACUCUCUGGGUCUUCAGCACUAUAGCAGGGAGUACCCCUCUCUGAGGUUGGUAUUGAUACAGUAUGAGAGACAAUACCAGUUGCUCAGUACCGGGUCCUCCUUUGGCACUGACACAAUUAAUGCUGCAGAUAGUCUUAUAGAAGUUAUUGCGACCUCUGAUAUCGAGGCAGUUGGGCACCAAUAUUUGCACUUGGUCCUGCAGUACUAACAUUUUUGGUACCAGUGGUGUCAGUUAUAUCAGGAUUGCCAAUUAUAACUGCUUUCUGGGCUCUGAGUCAGGUCAUAUGUUGACUGUCUCUGAAGUUACUCCCCCAUGUCUCUGAGGUAUGAGAGUCCUCUGUUUCAGAAUCUUUGUCCUCCUAUUCCACCUCACCAGAGGAGAUCCAAAAUCUACCAGUAGAUCAGUAGAGCUACUAGGGUUGGCAUGCACCUCGAGGCCAGAAUGGAGGCCUCCAUCCUAGCACUCAUGAUGAAUGUUGGACAUUUAUCACCUAUGGGGUGCUUGGUAGCUGAAAUGUCCCCGCAAUCUGCCCUUGAUGUAACAGACACUUUGGCCAGGUGAUGGCCUCAGCAAUUAUAUGAGGAGGGAUUCCUGGCUCUAGAAUUAUGAGAUUGUGGUGGAUGUCCAGCAAGCAAUUGAAGACCUUCCUUUCAAUGGCCAAACUUUGUGUUUGGACAAGACCGACGAAACCCUUCAUUCCUUAAGGAUUCAAAGUCUAUCUUAAGGUUUCUAGCGGUGUACAUGACACCUAUACAAAGAUGCCAUUAUGGGGCACAUCCACAACCUCCACAAUAGCCAAGCUUUGUCUACGGUGUGAGUUUUUGCGGCAGAAAAAUAUGCUAAUGAGUCCCUGGUCACUUGUCUGGGAGAGGCAUAAGGAUCUUG